UUUGUUUUAAAUUUAUAACCAUAACAUUAAACAUUAAUUGCAGGUUCCAAAAAUACUUCACCUGGGCUUCAUUAUUUACAGCGGCUAAAAAUAUUUGUAAUCAAUACAGCAGCUUCGCAGAUUUCUUUAUUUACAUAUGAAAUUGAAAACGCCAUGUGCGACAGAUUGGAGCAAGAAUGCAGUCGAGAAGUUGUUGAUGACAAACGACCAACAUUUGGGAACCGUUUCUUAACUAACGAUGUCGAUGUUUACACGCACAAUGCUUGGGAUAACGUAGAAUGGGAUGAGGAACAAGAGCAAGAAGCACGCCAAGCUGUGCUUAAAAAUUCGACUGAAAAAAUGUCUACAGAAAAUCAACUAAAAUAUCAACAAGAAGCUGAUAAAUUUUGGGAUACUUUCUAUGAUAUACAUCAAAAUCGUUUCUUCAAAGAUAGACAUUGGCUUUUCACGGAAUUCCCAGAGUUAGCGCCACAAAGCAAUGACAAAGACAUAAACUUAGCACCACGUACUAUCUUCGAAUUGGGCUGCGGUGUUGGUAACACAAUUUUGCCAAUAUUAAAAUAUAGCAAAGAGCCACGAUUAAAGGUAUAUGGUUGUGAUUUUUCAGCUCGUGCAAUUGAAAUACUACAAACACAUCCAGAAUUUGAUACAGGACGUUGUCAUGUAUUUGUUAUGGACGCAACCAGCGACAAAUGGACUGUGCCAUUUGAAGAAAACUCACUGGAUGUGAUUGUUCUCAUAUUUGUUUUGUCUGCAAUCGAACCAGCAAGAAUGCAAAAUGUGGCUCAAAAUUGUUUUAAAUAUUUGCGUCCUGGUGGAUUAGUACUCUUUCGUGAUUAUGGUCGUUAUGACAUGGCGCAAUUGAGAUUUAAAAGCGGCAAAUGUUUGCAAGAUAACUUUUAUGUGCGCGGCGAUGGUACAAUGGUAUACUUCUUCACACAGGAGGAGUUAAGGGAUCUGUUUUGCAAUGCCGGUUUUAUGGAGGAGCAAAAUGUAGUCGAUCGUCGUUUGCAAGUUAAUCGUGGACGUAUGUUGAAAAUGUACAGAGUUUGGAUACAAAAGAAGUUUAAAAAACCAGUUAACAACGAAGAAUAAGCGCUGACGAUAUUAUUUGUAUGUAAUGAUUGUAUAUUGUUAAAUAAAAAUUAUUAUUUGAAUAUAA
Teleopsis dalmanni is the source of this 1162-nucleotide messenger RNA. Its product is annotated as methyltransferase-like protein. The record is from RefSeq and is a predicted model, not a curated record. Lineage: Eukaryota; Metazoa; Arthropoda; Insecta; Diptera; Diopsidae. The transcript has 3 exons. Gene Ontology annotation, molecular function: tRNA (cytidine-N3)-methyltransferase activity. Bases 154 to 1095 code for a protein of 313 amino acids.